GUCCAGCAGCUGGACAUGGAGGACGAACACUCAUCACCUCUGUCAUUCUCCAGCAUUCUACACGAAGAGUCUGUGCAUCAGGCCCCUGCUGGACUCUCCAGAGAAACUGUGUUCCCUUCUUGCAUUCUUCCCCCCAAAGAAAUUCCUUCUUUGUCUCCCACUGCCCCCCAGCAAGGUGCCCUGCCCCAGACUGACAGUACUCCUAAGCAAGAGGCUUCUGGCCAGAUGUCACAUGUUCUCCGGAAGGGACCUUCACUCCUGUAUCCUGAGCAAGACACACACCACCAGGUAUCCCUGGCUUCCCAAGAAGAAACCCAGUGCCCUCCUUCAGCUGCUGGUCAGGGGACCCCUCUCCUUUCCCACUCCACCCACCAUCAGGAAGCCCCACCCCACUCUCCUGAAGUUCCUGAGAAAGACUCGCUGACCCUGUCACCUACUGGUCCAGAGACUGACAUGGACACCCUGCUCCAGAGUCCCACUUUGCAAAAGGACACUCCUUUCCAUACCUCUUCUGCAGCCGAGAAGGAACAGCCACUGCCCACCGCAGAGAUCACUCGCUUGGCUGUGUGGGCUGCUGUCCAGGCAGUGGAGAGGAAGCUGGAAGCCCAGGCCAUGCGGCUACUGACCCUGGAGGGCAGGACGGGGACCAAUGAGAAGAAGAUAGCAGACUGUGAGAGAACGGCUGUGGAGUUUGCAAACCAUCUGGAGAGCAAGUGGGUUGUGCUGGGGACCCUGCUGCAGGAGUAUGGACUGCUGCAGCGGAGGCUGGAGAACAUGGAGAACCUGCUGAAAAACAGAAAUUUCUGGAUCCUGCGGCUGCCCCCAGGCAGCAAUGGAGAAGUUCCCAAGGUCCCUGUCACAUUCGAUGAUGUCGCUGUCCACUUCUCAGAGCAGGAGUGGGGAAACCUCUCUGAGUGGCAGAAGGAGCUCUACAAGAAUGUAAUGAGGGGCAACUACGAGUCUCUGGUCUCCAUGGACUAUGCAAUAUCCAAACCAGACCUCAUGUCACAGAUGGAGCGCGGGGAAAGGCCAGCCAUGCAGGAGCAAGAGGACUCUGAGGAGGGUGAGACACCCACAGACCCCAGUGCUGCACACGAUGGCAUCGUGAUCAAGAUUGAGGUGCAGACCAAUGAUGAGGGCUCAGAAGGUCUGGAGACACCAGAGCCACUGAUGGGACAAGUGGAGGAACACGGCUUUCAGGACUCAGAGCUGGGUGACCCCUGUGGAGAGCAGCCAGACCUGGACAUGCAGGAACAAGAGAACACACUAGAGGAGUCCACCGAAGGCUCCAGUGAAUUCAGCGAGCUCAAGCAGAUGCUGGUGCAGCAGAGAAACUGCACAGAGGGGAUCGUGAUAAAGACUGAGGAGCAGGAGGAGGAUGAAGAAGAGGAAGAGGAGGACGAGCUGCCCCAGCACUUGCAAUCCCUUGGGCAGCUGUCCGGGAGAUAUGAGGCCAGUAUGUAUCAGACCCCCCUGCCUGGGGAGAUGUCCCCUGAGGGCGAGGAGAGCCCCCCACCCCUGCAGUUAGGCAACCCAGCAGUGAAGAGGCUGGCGCCCAGCAUUCAUGGGCAUUCCCACGGGCAUGGUGAGCGGCACCUGGGUGAGAACCGUGGGACCUCCAGCCAGCAGCAGAGGAACCGGCGUGGCGAGCGGCCCUUCACUUGCAUGGAGUGCGGCAAGAGCUUUCGGCUGAAGAUUAACCUCAUCAUCCACCAGCGCAACCACAUCAAGGAGGGGCCCUAUGAAUGUGCCGAGUGCGAGGUCAGCUUCCGCCACAAGCAGCAACUCACACUACACCAGCGUAUCCACCGGGUGCGCAGUGGCUACGCCUCCCCAGAGCGUGGCUCAGCCUUUACUCCCAAACACUCGCUCAAGCCACGGCCCAAAUCACCCAGCUCAGGCAGUGGUGGCGGCCCCAAGCCCUACAAGUGCCCAGAGUGUGACAGCAGCUUCAGCCACAAAUCAAGCCUGACCAAGCACCAGAUCACACACACGGGCGAGAGGCCCUACACGUGCCCGGAAUGUAAGAAGAGCUUCCGCCUGCACAUCAGCCUGGUUAUCCACCAGCGUGUACAUGCUGGCAAGCACGAGGUCUCCUUCAUUUGCAGCCUGUGUGGCAAGAGCUUCAGCCGCCCGUCGCACCUGCUGCGCCACCAGCGGACUCAUACCGGCGAAAGGCCCUUCAAGUGCCCAGAGUGCGAGAAGAGCUUCAGCGAAAAGUCUAAGCUCACCAACCACUGCCGCGUGCACUCGCGCGAACGGCCGCAUGCAUGCCCCGAGUGCGGCAAGAGCUUCAUCCGCAAGCACCAUCUGCUGGAACACCGACGAAUCCACACGGGUGAGCGGCCCUAUCACUGCGCUGAGUGUGGCAAGCGCUUCACACAGAAGCACCACCUGCUGGAGCACCAACGAGCUCACACGGGCGAGCGACCCUACCCUUGCACGCACUGCGCCAAGUGCUUCCGCUACAAGCAGUCACUCAAGUACCACCUGAGGACCCACACGGGCGAGUGA
Cricetulus griseus (Chinese hamster) is the source of this 2514-nucleotide messenger RNA. NCBI's taxonomy places the organism in Eukaryota, Metazoa, Chordata, Mammalia, Rodentia, Cricetidae. The record is from RefSeq and is a predicted model, not a curated record.